AUGGCAGAAGUCAAAGAAAAUUGGAAACCAGAGUGGAAACGAGACGUCGUGUACCUUCACGUGUUUCCUAGAACAAUGGCAAAAUGUGUACCAAACAUUUCUCCAUUCGCCAUGAAGUUAGAAAUGUGGUUGAGGAUGAACAAUGUACCUUAUCAGUGUUCUCUUCUGACCUGCUUAAACAGAUUCAUCAUUGAAUAUUUAUCAAAAUAUUUCAAGAAAAAUCCAUAUCCAGGAAUCAAUCCCGAGCAACAGGCAAUAGGAAGGUCAUUUCUGAAAAUGGCAGAGGAAAAUACUGUAUGGUCAAUAUUCUGGUAUCGGUACGUUGAACACAUGACAGAGUACAGAAAAUAUCUUACAUUUCAAGUACCUGAAGAGAUGCAAGAGAAGGUCGGAGCUGGCUUGUCAAGCAGCGUGAAAGAUCGGGCCUGGAAACAUGGGAUUGGUCGUCACAGCAGCAAAGAAAUUUAUAAACUAGGAAGCGACGAUAUCAGGGCUAUAUCGUCAUUCCUUGGAGAAAAGAAAUACUUUCUUGGCGAUACUCCAUCACUGGUUGACUGUACACUUUUUGGAGUUCUUUCCCAAGCAAUAUUCGUGCCACUAGAUUUUCCAAUGAAGGCAGUCAUAAAGGAGGAAUGCUCAAACAUACUGGAUUACAUUGAUAGACUUAAGACCGAAUUCUGGUCUCACUGGGAUGAUCAGCAAAUAUAG
Molecule: messenger RNA, 708 nt
Organism: Ylistrum balloti
Lineage: Eukaryota; Metazoa; Mollusca; Bivalvia; Pectinida; Pectinidae
Product: failed axon connections homolog
Exons: 6
Coding region: 1-708 (235 amino acids)
Cellular component (GO): cytoplasm
Source: RefSeq, a predicted model, not a curated record